UUAGCUUCGUUAGAAUGGCAGAUGCUACGCCUCCUGCCCCGUAUUGGUUCCUCCCAGUGAACCUCAGGCCCGACGACGCGAACCCUAUAUGGAUGAACAAGGGAGAUAACGCGUGGCAGCUAACCGCGGCCACUAUGGUGGGUCUCCAGAGCGUUCCAGGCCUGAUCAUACUCUACGGCGGCGCAGUGAAGAAGAAAUGGGCUGUGAACUCGGCUUUCAUGGCGCUCUACGCUUUCGCUUGCGUUCUUGUGUGCUGGGUGUGUUGGGGAUACCAGCUUUCUUUUGGUAAGAAGCUGAUCCCAAUUUGGGGGAGAGUUAAUGUUGCAUUGGAACAGUCGUAUCUCUUUGAGCAUGCCUUCCUGGGGAACUUCCCCAAUGCCACUAUGGUGUAUUUCCAGUUUGUUUUCGCGGCGAUUACGUUGAUCCUCAUUGCGGGUGCUUUGCUGGGGAGGAUGAAUUUCUACGCCUGGAUGCUGUUUGUUCCUCUUUGGUUGACGUUUUCUUAUACGGUUGGAGCCUACACCAUUUGGUCCGUGGAAGGGUGGUUGUCUGUCAAAGGGAUUAUUGAUUAUUCUGGUGGUUAUGUCAUCCAUUUGUCCUCUGGAGUUGCUGGUUUCACUGCUGCUUAUUGGGUUGGUCCUCGGCUGACCAAGGACAGGGAGAGAUUUCCCCCCAACAACAUCCUACUCAUGCUGGCCGGAGCAGGGUUGCUCUGGAUGGGGUGGACGGGUUUCAAUGGAGGAGACCCUUAUGCUGCUAAUAUAGAUGCUUCCUUAGCUGUGAUUAACACCCAUGUUGCUGCUGCCACUAGCUUGCUCACAUGGCUCAUGCUUGAUGUUGUUUUCUUUGGAAAAGCUUCCGUCAUUGGGGCAGUUCAAGGCAUGAUCACUGGACUAGUUGCAAUCACUCCUGCCGCUGGUGUUGUACAAGGAUGGGCAGCCAUAAUCAUAGGACUAUGCUCUGGGUCAAUCCCAUGGUUCACAAUGAUGGUGGUGCACAAGAGAUCAGCCCUCCUGCAGAAAGUUGAUGACACCAUGGCAGUAUUCCACACCCAUGCCAUUGCUGGCAGCCUAGGAGGGAUCCUCACCGGCCUCUUCGCUAAUCCCUACUUGUGUUAUCUCUUCUACAGCGCUGAAAAGAAAUAUAUAGGGCUGUUCUAUGGACUACACUACGGAAAAGCUCACAACGGAUUCAGACAGAUAGGAAUUCAGCUCCUGGGAAUUAUGUUUGUGGUUGUACUCAACGUUGUGGUCACUAGUUUGGUGUGUCUUUUGGUGAAGCUCAUUGUUCCAUUAAGGAUGUCGGAGGAGGAUAUGGAGAUUGGGGACGAGGCUGCCCAUGGCGAGGAAGCGUAUGCCAUUUGGGGACAAGGCGACAGGCUUGAGAAAUCUGCAGGGCUUUCAGCUUACAAUAAUGAUAAGGGUCAGGUUGAAAUGGUAUAG
This is a messenger RNA of Ipomoea triloba (trilobed morning glory), 1442 nucleotides long. Its product is annotated as ammonium transporter 3 member 1-like. Lineage: Eukaryota; Viridiplantae; Streptophyta; Magnoliopsida; Solanales; Convolvulaceae. The coding region runs from base 15 to 1442 and encodes 475 amino acids. The transcript is spliced from 3 exons. Gene Ontology annotation, molecular function: ammonium channel activity. The record is from RefSeq and is a predicted model, not a curated record. Gene Ontology annotation, cellular component: plasma membrane. Gene Ontology annotation, biological process: ammonium transmembrane transport.